Messenger RNA from Mytilinidion resinicola, 638 nucleotides. RefSeq lists its product as uncharacterized. NCBI's taxonomy places the organism in Eukaryota, Fungi, Ascomycota, Dothideomycetes, Mytilinidiales, Mytilinidiaceae. The transcript has a single exon. The record is from RefSeq and is a predicted model, not a curated record. Bases 154 to 564 code for a protein of 136 amino acids.
UUUCUGGGGAGGCAGCUGCAUCGAAGCCCAGAAUUAGCUACGUCUUCGAACGAGUGCGCUGGAGGCCUUGCACGACUGUGGCUGGCUGUUUGCGGGGUUGUGCUCGCGGUACGGGCCGAGGGAAUGAGACGUCGUUGAUGAUGAGGUAUCGCGAUGAAGCGUGAGAGUGGUUCGUUUGCCGUUCAGUGCUUGUUGCGGCCCGCUAGCAGCACUAGAUGGGCUGAGGCGGUCACAAAACACCAUGUUGGACAGAGUGGUGAUGAUAUUGCCAGAACAGGAUCCUCUCUCCGGCCAAGACGGGGCGACAAGGAGCGGGGUCGGUCAGCCAGCCGCCCGGCAUUUCCUCUCGCGGGCAUUGGAGGGGCGAUUGUAUGCACGCAAUGCUGCGGCUGGGGCCACAAUGCCGACAUGGAGAGCGGGCUGGAGGCUGUGGGCGUGGGUUGGAUGCGGCAUGAGAGAAAAAGUCUGGAGAGGCCUCGGGACGAGCACUCCGGCAGCAAUCUGGAGCGGCAGCGUCGGCUGGUGCACCUCACGACCUGCAACAUGGCUAGAACGGGGUAUUAAAGUUGUUGUCUUGUCAAAUAUCAAUCACUGUAAAUAACAUCAGUUAGGCAAGCAGUAGAUAAGCGCUGAAACGG